UGUGGCGGAAGUCAUUUUUUUUUCAAUCAUUUUCCCGCGGUUACCCUAGGUCUGUGUUUGGGAAGCCGGCUGCUAAAUGCGCAGCCGCGGAUUUGGCUGUGGGAAUUUGUUUGUUGAAUCGCAUUUUCCCGAUAUAUAGUGGAAUUUAUAACCGCAGGACAGGCCACCUUGUCAGAGUGACGUCACGGCCGCCAGCUUUAUUCCCUCCCUUGCGCACUUACAUUCGCUCCUCCUCGAUCUGUUGGCUCCGCAGCAGCAGCAGCAGCUCCAGUGUUAGCUUUGGAGUUUUCUGUUUGCCGUUGAACAGCUGUAGGUGCAUCAGCAUGCCGCCCAAGAGCCCUAGAAAAACACAGAUGCGCAGUCAGAGGGAACCCCGCAGUCCCAGCAGGCCUGAUUUUCAAGAUCCAGACUUUAAUGUUUUGUGUGAAACUUUGAAGAUUUCUAACAAUGUUAGAGAUAAAGCUUGGAAGACAUAUGAGAAAAUAUUUUCCUCCGGCUAUAUGAUGAGAGAAGCCACCAAGAAAACAGAGUUAUUGGGUCUUUGCCUUUAUAUUGCUUCUGUGGACUGUGAGGAAAUGACGUUUACAUUUACAGAACUGUUAAAAACUUUGACGCUAAGUGUUAGUAGAUGUUUUCGACUUUUGAGAGAAAUGGAUAUCAACAUGGAUGUUCUCAGUAACAAAGUUGACAAUGCAAUUUCAAAGUUAAAGAAAAAGUAUGAAACCAUGUGCCUUUUGUACCAGAAGUUUCAAAGGACAUUUGAAAUUAUUUUUGAGGAACAACACAAUACUCUGGCUUCUGUUGACACUGCAUCUAUUCUGAAAGGAACUUGGAUUACAUUUCUGUUAGCUAGAGGAAAAAUAUUACAGAUGGAUGAUGACCUGGUGAUCUCAUGUCAGUUGUUACUGUGUGUUUUGGAUUAUUUCAUCAAACUUUCACCCCCGUCAGUUCUCAAGGAACCAUACAAAAGUGCACUGAAUGCAUUAUCUGUUAAUACCCCACCUCGAUCUUCGCGGCGUAGCCAGAAUAGGAACACACGUUCAUCACCACAAUCUGAAACAGACAUAAAAGUGCUAGAGAUUCUUUGCAAAGAAAACCAUUGUCCUAUGGAUGAGGUGAAAAAUGUCUAUUGCACAAGUUUUGUUGAUUUUUUGGCUUCUGCUGGAAUAUCCUCUAGUGAAGGUUUUCCAAAGGUUGAAAGCAUAUCACAACAAUAUGAAGAACUUUAUCACAAGUACAAGGAUUUAGAUGCCAGGUUAUUUUUGGAAAAUGAGGAAACACUGAAAGCUGAUGUUCAAGACAGCUUGGACCUUGAGAGGACACCUCGGAAAGAUGAAUCUGAAGAAGUUUCUAUAGUCCCUCCACAGACACCAUUUAGAGCUGCAAUGAACACAAUACAUCAGCUAACGGUUACAUUAAACUCUGCAAGCGACAACCCAUCUGAUAAACUCAACUCUUACUUCAAUAACUGCACUGUUAAUCCAAAGACCAAGGUUACUGAGAGAGUUGAACAUUUUGGGCAUGUUUUCAAAGAAAAGUUUGCUAGUUCUGUUGGUCAAGCGUGCGCAGAAAUUGGAUACAAGAGGUAUAAACUUGGAGUGCGCUUAUAUUAUCGAGUGAUGGAAGCUAUUUUAAAAACGGAGGAAGAGCGCUUGUCUGUUCACAAUUUCAGCAAGCUGUUGAAUAAUGACAUCUUUCAUAUGUGUUUGUUGGCCUGUGCUGUUGAAGUUGUCAUAGAUUCUUAUACAAGAAAUACUGCUCAGGCAUAUUUUAGUUCAAGAACCAAUCUGUCAUUUCCAUGGAUCCUUCGGGUAUUUGAAAUUAAAGCUUUUGACUUUUACAAAGUAAUUGAAUGCUUUAUCAAAGCAGAGCCAAGUUUAACAAGCGAUAUGAUCAAGUACUUAGAGCGCUGUGAGCAUCAAAUUAUGGAGAGCCUGGCUUGGCAAUCAGAUUCACCACUGUUUGAUCUAAUCAGACAAACAAGGGAACGGGAGGGUUUAGUGGAUCAUCCAGAACUGGUGAGCACAUUGCAGCAGCCGGUACAGCACAAUCAUACAGCCGCAGAUUUGUAUCUCUCACCUUCAAGAUCAUCCCAUCAAUGUCCUGUAACUAGUGUGCGCACCUCAUCUGUUACUAAUGGGCAGGUUUCACCCUCACAACCAGUUCAGCAGAAAUCAACCUCACUGUCACUCUUUUACAAAAAAGUGUAUCUUUUGGCAUAUAAGCGGCUUAGCAGUCUCUGUUCCAGCCUUCUCUCUGACCAUCCGGAACUUGAACAGGUGAUCUGGACACUUUUACAGCACACACUACAGCAUGAAUAUGAACUUAUGCGUGACAGACAUUUAGACCAGAUUAUGAUGUGUUCUAUGUAUGGGAUAUGCAAAGCAAAGAACAUUGAUCUAAGAUUUAAAACCAUUGUAACAGCUUACAAGGGACUCACAAAUACAAACCAGGAGACAUUCAAACACGUACUGAUCCGAGAUGGGCAGCAUGACUCUAUUAUUGUCUUUUAUAAUUUAGUCUUCAUGCAGAAACUAAAAAGCCAUAUCCUACAGUACGGAUCAGCUCGGCAUCCAACAUUGUCUCCUAUUCCUCACAUCCCAAGGAGCCCUUACAGAUUUGGCAAUUCUCCAAAGGUUCCAGGAAAUAUUUAUGUAUCACCAUUAAAAACCCCAUACAAAACAACUGAUGGCUUGCUUUCUCCCAGCAAGAUGACUCCAAAAACAAGUUUCCUUAUUUCACUUGGCGAAACAUUUAGGUCACCUGACAGGUUUCAGAAAAUUAACCAAAUGCUUAACAGCUGUGAGCGACCAAUAAAAAGAUGCGCUGAUACUGGUGCUGCUCCAAAGCCCCUGAAGAAGCUUCGUUUUGAUACAGAUGGACAAGAUGAAGCUGAUGGAAGCAAACAUAUAUCUGAAGAAUCCAAAUUUCACCAAAAGCUGGCAGAAAUGACAUCCACGAGAACAAGAAUGCAGAAGCAAAAGCUCGAGGAAUCGCUGGAAUCUCCCCAAAAAGAGGAAAAGUGAAGCAGUUUUUGAUAUGUUUAUUAUUGUGCCUAAAUUUCCUAUUUCUCUCCAAUUGACCCCAGUUGAUUUUAAUGGAAAAGCUUUUGGCUUUCUAUUGGAAUUGUUUUCUAAAGAACGCAAGUUCAUUUUUUUUUUUACCAGUUUUUGUUUUAAUUAUACAAAAUUUUAUAGACUUUUAAUCUGUUUAAUAAGUCACAGUUUCAGUUCUUUCAUUCUUUGUGUAUUUAAGAUUUCUGAGGGGGUGAAACUGAUGUGCACUAUUCCUCCCAAGGGAACUUGGGAUAUUUGAUACUUGAGCUACUGUCUGAGCAGUGUGCGCAUAUUUAUCAAGCUAGACAGGAUAACUGUCAGUUUCACUUACAGCCAGACUACUGAACAAAAUACUCCUUUUUCCUUGUUAUAAUUCAUGAUGUAUAUAUAUGUGUGUAUGUGCUUCCCUUUGGCACAGAAGGGUAUGAUGGGAGUUACACAAAUCCAUUACGUAUGCAACAACUCAGCAUUCACUGUACCCUGCGAGUUAUUAGUAAUCAUUUAGGAACGUCCACUAAAGUGGAAGAAUCCACAAAAACUUGAAUAGAGGGCAUAACCCCUACCAUAUAAAUCAAUAUUAAAUUGCUCUUUAGAUUUCAAGAUAUUAGCAGUUUUUUUUUACACUGCUUAUAUCAUCAAUGUGUUACCUGUGUGCCCACUGUAUUCUGGUGCUGGCAAGGGCCCUGGCGGAACAGCAAAACCUGAAUUUACUGAAGCAGUAAGGAUCUCCUGCUGUCACACUGAGCAAUAGAACUGAGCAGGGAAGUGUCAAGAGACGCUUCAUACUUAAGUUACAGGCAGGGAGUACUUAGGUCACGCAUGUGUGAUAUUAACAAACUCCUAAUAAAAUGAAAUCUAAGAAAAUAAUAUAUAGAUUGCAAAAGGCCUGGGAAGAGCAUCCAUGAGCAAUGCCCAGGGCACUUUUACUGACUGCACUCUGACUGUUAGAUGGAAGCAUUUCUAAUGAGGUACUGAAAUAACCUGUAUUGGUACCUUUAACCCCACAGAGUCUUUUAUUUUAUUGUGCUUUUAACUUCCAACAUCUUUUAAUAGUUUAGCUUUGCCUUGUUUUGUGUCCAGACACUGCAGUUUUUCUGUGCCACAAUAUAGGUAAGUUUUGCUUGUGGCAAUACACAUACAUGUAAAAAAAAAGUUUAUGCUGUUUAUAAACCAGUUUUCAUAUAUUGUACACUUCCAGGGGAAUCAUUCAGGAACCCCCAUGUGGCCUUUGCACUAGCUUCACAACAGAGACACAUAAGGAAUAUCCAGCUUCUGCCAUUCCAGCAGCCCCAGCCAGGUUCGGAGAGAGUCACAAGUAGUGCUCUAUAGGAAUUAAGGAAUGCAGCAGAAUAUAAAAGGGCAUGAGAAUAUAAAACAGGAAAUUCUGCAUCGUAUUGUAUUGGGUUCUACCCAUUUGCACUGUGAGAUCACAUUGCUGGGAAACAAUCAAAUGUAGUUUGUUGUUUUCUUGCCAUGUUGGUGACUCUUCAUAUCCCUUUGCCCUAACAGCUCCCAUGAUAGCCUUCUUGUGUCCCAGAGACAGGCACAUAACACAUACACAGUGGGAUUUCUUGUGCCAAUUCUAGUCCUGCAUACUUGCACUCAGGUUCAUUCAUAAAGUGUUCCCACAACUGUACUGUGCCUUUUAGUGAAUAGGGUGUGCGUGCCAUACUUACCAUAACCCCUCUCUUUAUACAGACAUAUAUCUGUUUUUGCACAUAGGACAUGAGGUUCAGCUCUCACAUUUGCUCAUCCUGCAAGUUACACAUUUCUGGAGAUGGGCCUGUAUCUAUUCUUUAUCAAUAUUAUUUGAGUAUUGUUGGGAGACAACAUGGCGCCUCUUCCACCACUGCAAAAUAUAUCGCUUACUACAACUUGGCAAUUUAUUUCAAUAGCCCCUGCUUAUCAUACUCUCUGCCUAUAGGCUUUGCCAGAACCUAAUGUACGCAACUAUAACUGCUGCUCUAUGUCAGUAAUGUAAAGCUGAAAAGAGAGAAUUAUAUUGAUCACAUUGUAACAGUUUAUAGAGUCCCUGCUACUGGGAAACUUCAUUCAUUUAUUUUAAAAACAUACAUUUUAGAAAACCAGAAAAAAACAGGAAGCCAUUAAAAAAUAAAAAAUCAUUAUUUGUAGUUUCUGAUUCAAAUAAAAUGUUUUGUGAAGGUGAAUUUCCAUUUUCAGGACUCUGUUACGUGAUGUUACUGGUUGUGUUAUGUCAGGUUCCUGGAGAGGGCUCAGCACCCAUUUCUGCACCUGACAGAACAGUAACGUCUCCAUCAUUCUGGCACAGAAACCACACACCAACUUCUCCAUCCCUCUGCCAACAUGUAUCCCCCAGUGCCGUACAGCCAGACUCUCAUACAUUCACUCUUAUACACAGUGCCGCCAUGAUCCCAAAGGAACAGCAAGCAAACAAGAUGCUCACUUCCAGGCAAACAAUACAGAAGUUCAGCUGUGUUUGUAGAAAUGUUUAAGCUUUAUGUUCACAUUCUGUAAAACCUUAAUAAUAUUUGCAUCUGGUUCUGGUUGGAUGAUGGUUUUAAUAAAGGCCUAGUCUGUUGC
Messenger RNA from Xenopus tropicalis (tropical clawed frog), 5618 nucleotides. It is a transcript of the gene rb1, whose product is annotated as retinoblastoma 1. Lineage: Eukaryota; Metazoa; Chordata; Amphibia; Anura; Pipidae. The transcript has 27 exons. Gene Ontology annotation, cellular component: cytoplasm; nucleus. The coding region runs from base 324 to 3026 and encodes 900 amino acids. Gene Ontology annotation, biological process: regulation of cell cycle; regulation of transcription by RNA polymerase II; developmental process. The record is from RefSeq and is marked validated.